Molecule: messenger RNA, 2412 nt
Organism: Pimephales promelas (fathead minnow)
Lineage: Eukaryota; Metazoa; Chordata; Actinopteri; Cypriniformes; Leuciscidae
Gene: aldh3a1
Product: aldehyde dehydrogenase 3 family, member A1
Biological process (GO): aldehyde metabolic process
Cellular component (GO): cytoplasm
Molecular function (GO): aldehyde dehydrogenase (NAD+) activity; 3-chloroallyl aldehyde dehydrogenase activity
Source: RefSeq, a predicted model, not a curated record
GUGUCGCGUGGACCGAUGCGCCGCCCUCUGAUGUGUGAUGAACAAUGGUAAAUGUGGUUGUUUUGUGAUCUACUCUCCCUCGAAGUCACUACACCGGAGCCGUUACAGAUUCAGCACCUUCUUUACGAACGACUAAUAUAUAACUCACGCCUUUACAAAUGGAGAAGCAGGUUGUGGAUGGGUUGAGGGAGGUCUUCCAGUCGGGCAGAUCCAGACCCCUGCAGUACAGGAAACAGCAGCUCAGAGCCCUGCACAGGCUCAUCACUGAACACCAAGCAGACAUUGAACAAUCUCUAAAACAAGACCUCAACAGGAGUACGUAUAACACUUCCCUAUUUGAGCUGAUCGGCAUUGAGAGUGAAAUCAAGUUGGCAGAGAGUGACAUGGCUGACUGGGCAGCUCCUCGGCAUGUGAAGAAGAAUCUCAACAGCGCACUUGAUGAUGUUUACAUAAAGCCUGAACCUUUGGGUGUUGUGCUGAUAAUUGGAACCUUUAACUACCCUUGGGCCAUGAUCCUGCAGCCCCUCGUCGGAGCUAUUGCAGCAGGAAAUGCAGUGGUGGUGAAACCAUCAGAGCUGAGUGAGCACUCUGCUAGACUUAUGAAAGAACUGCUUCCUCUUUAUCUAGAUAAGGAGAUGUAUCAAGUGGUGACAGGAGGGGUUCCAGAGACCCAGGAGCUGCUGAAGCAGCGUUUCGACCACAUCUUCUACACUGGAAGCAGCACUGUGGGGAAACUGGUUAUGGAAGCAGCAGCCCGUCAUCUCACACCAGUCACUCUAGAACUGGGUGGGAAAAGCCCUUGUUAUAUUGACAAGAACUGUGACAUUGCCGUGGCAUGCCGACGAAUAACCUGGGGGAAGUUUGGAAAUUGUGGUCAGUCAUGCAUUGCACCUGACUACAUUCUGUGUGAGCCAAGCAUCCAGGAUAGGAUAGUUAAAGAGAUUCAAAAAACACUGCAGGAGUUCUACAAAGAGGAUCCUAAAAGCUCUCCAGAUUAUUGCAGAAUCAUUAACACACGUCACUUCGACAGAGUAUCAGCUCUGAUGAACGAAUGUACAAUUGCUCUUGGAGGAGAGAGUGAUCGCUCACAGUGUUACAUAGCUCCUACAGUUCUAAAGGAUGUUUUGCCCCAUUUCAAAAUCAUGCAAGAAGAAAUCUUUGGACCGCUGCUUCCAAUUUUUACUGUUAAUGGCUUGAGUGAGGCCAUCAAUUUUAUCAACACAAAGGAAAAGCCUUUGGCGCUCUAUGUGUUUUCCUCUGACAAAACGGUGAUCAAACGAAUGUUAACAGAAACCUCCAGUGGAGGAGUUACUGUUAAUGAUGUAUUGAUGCAUUAUACUGUCGAUACCUUGCCUUUUGGAGGUGUGGGAAACAGUGGAAUGGGCAGAUAUCAUGGGAGACACACGUUUGACCAGCUGAGUCACCAUCGUUCCUGUCUCAUCAAGUCUUUUGCAAUGGAGAGUUUGAAUGACGCCCGUUACCCUCCACUAACAGCAGCCCGACUGAGCAAGGCCAAGUUUUUCCUGCAGCAUCACUUGUGCGGUUGUAGUGGCGUAUGUGUGUGGGCUGUCAUCGCCAGCAUAUUGGCAAUUGGUCUGCUUGUUGGCUUAAUAGUUGUGCUGAUUCAGAAGACUCCAGUUUGAAGCAAUGGAUCCCUCUGCAUAAGCUGCUGUUUGUUUUGUUUAUUUUCUGAAUUUUUUUGAUAUCUAAUAGAAAACUUUUAUCGUUUUUGAUCAUUUGUACAAGUAUUAAAUGUAUGUAUCAUUGUCAUACAAAAUUAUUUAACAUGUACAUUUACUUUGUAAUCGAUUUAAACAAACAUAAAUACUCUACUACAUUUUAAUCUUCUAAAAUAAGAAAUGAGAUUUGUCUGUAUGGCUUUUCCUACUUCUGUUGAGAUUUUGUGCUGUUUUACUGCUGAACUGUACAGAAUCUGCACAGUUGGGUCUUCUAAAUGGGCAAGUUAGCAUUAUUUCUUUCAUGCAGCAGGACAAUACUUGCAUUGUUCUCGUUGUUCUCCAGCUUAUUUUCUUUAUGCAGUGGACGGUAUGGAGAGCUUUAGCACAUGAGCUUCCAUGUUUAUUUAUUUCAAUAAACUUUUACUCAUAAUGAUGUCAACAAAGAAAAGAUUGCUUAUUAACAAAAAUGUUGAUUGUAUGUGAUUCAGUGAUGUUGCAAAGUUGUAUCUUAAUGCUUUAUUAUAGUCUUGGGACAAAUCUAACAGGCUUUAAUAAAAUUCAGAGCAAAAUGCCAAUUAAUUAUUAUUGCUAAUGCUACUGCUUUCCACUAAGCCACUGGUAAGGAGUUUGUAGUAUAGAAGUAUUUGACCCGUACUCCAUGCACACAGAUGUAAGAUGCAAAUAGUGUCUUUUUUAAUCGUGCUCCAAAUGAAUAAACAUUGCUUCCAAUUAG